Molecule: messenger RNA, 1512 nt
Organism: Momordica charantia (bitter melon)
Lineage: Eukaryota; Viridiplantae; Streptophyta; Magnoliopsida; Cucurbitales; Cucurbitaceae
Source: RefSeq, a predicted model, not a curated record
AUGACCAAGGCCGAGACCAGGUACCCUCAAAUGGAGAAACUGGCCCUCACCUUGGUCACCUCGACACGAAGACUGAGGCCGUGCUUCCAAGCCCACACUGUGACCGUGCUCACAAACUUGCCUUUGAAACAAGUUUUACACAAGUCAAAGACAUCUGACCGCUUAAUGAAAUCGGCUGUAGAGCUGAGCAAGUAUGAUAUCCAAUUCGAACCUCAAACAGCUGUGAAGGGGCAAGUUGUCACAGACUUCAUAGGUGAGCUAACUCUUUCUCCUACUCCAACGUCCGAGUUCGACCAGCUGUGGAUGAUGUACGUGUAUGAGUCUUCAAAUGAAAAAGGAUGCGGCGCAGGCGUGCUCUUCCUCGCCCCGGAUGACAUACGUUUUGAGUACGCCCUUCGCUUCUACUUCCGUACCUCAAACAAUGAGGCCGAGUACGAAGCCUUGUUGGCCGUGCUGCGCAUGACAAGAGGACUUGGAGCCAGUCACCUUCAAAUUUUUAGUGAUUCUCAGCUGAUAGUGAAUCAGAUCAAAGAAGAGUAUAAGACAAAAGACUCUCGGAUGGAGAAAUACCUGGGAAAGGUCAGGUCACACCUCACCCAUUUUCAAGCUUACGAAAUCAGCAAGAUUCCGAGGUCACAAAACUCCAAUGUCGAUGUCUUGGCCAAAUUAGCAUCUGCCUACAAGACCAACCUAGCGAGAUCAGUCCUGGUGAAAAUCUUGGAUAACCCUUCCAUUUUGGAGCUGGAUAUGAUGGAAGUUGAUUCCAAGCCUCUGUCAUGGAUGGAUCCAAUCAGGAACUUCUUAGAAGGCAAUAUCCCAAUAAACCCGAAGGAAGCCAAAAAGAUGAGAAGAAAAACAGCUCGGUACUUGCUCCGAGAUGAAACAAUGUACCAGCGUGGGUUCUCCUUACCCCUCCUUAAGUGCAUUUCAAAAGAAGAUGAAAGUUAUGUUCUUAAGGAAGUGCAUGAAGGGGUUUGUGGUAACCAUUUGGGGGCCAGGUCAUUAUCGACGAAGGUCAUUCGUCAGGGUUACUACUGGCCCACGGUUGAUCAAGACGCAAAGGAAUUCGUGAAAGCGUGCGAUAACUGCCAACGGUUUGCGAAUAUCAUCCAUCAGCCUCCCGAGCUGCUGACUCCGAUCUCAACACCAUGGCCCUUUGCACAAUGGGGAGUCGAUCUAAUCGGACCUUUCCCAUUGGGCAAAGGGCAGACCAAAUUCGAGCUUCUUCAGGCAUUGCUCCAUAAAGUUCUUGGGAGUAGGAGUCCUGUUUGGACCCGAGGCCCACUUCUGGGCAUACCUGAGUUUGAUAGGUGCAAGGUUGAUCUCGGGAGCUACCUCCUUGACCCCUUCAUCAGGAACCAGAAGCCAGCAUCGUUGAAGUCUUUAGCGAACUCGUCGAAGUCAGGGUGCUGGCGAAAGGCUUCUUCCAGAAGAAUCCUGUUGCUGAGUUUGGACUUCGCCAGCUCAAGCUUGCCCUUCAGCUCUGCCGUCCUCGGAGUCACAGACUUUUAG